AUGUUUGCCAUCAAAUCCCGUCAAAAACCACCUAAAGAAUCCUCUUAUCCUUCUCCUCCCUUACCUCCAUUAACUCCAACCCUCAUUCUUACAAACCAAGACCCCCUCAGUAAAACUUCUCAUCCAACUUACGUCCGUCCAACAUCAAUCAUUAGUGAAGAUACAGAUAUGGAACAUGAAGAUGGAGAAGAAGUAGAAAUAGAAAUAGAAGCUGAUGAAGAAGCAGAUGAAGAAGAAGAAGAAGAUGAUGAUGAUAACCUUGACCAACUAUCCUCCUCCUCAUCUUCUUCCUCAUCCUCAUCACCAAUACAAACUACAAAUGACCCCUCCUAUACCCUUCAAAGAGUCCUCUCAACCCCAGACUCUGAUGAUGAUAACGACCUCCUCAUUCCCUUAGCCACUAGUGCAGCUUUUGCUAGAGCCCUUAAAUACUCUCCACCACCCCUCCAUCAUCCACCUUCUCCAAAGUUUAUCAUGCCCAAAAUUACUAUGCCUUCAAGACCUCCCUUCACCCCAGAUGGCCUUGCAAUCACUAAACUUAAACUUCUCAUUGCUGGUAACUCUGCCUCAGGGAAAUCAGCCCUCCUUCAUGCCAUGGCUCAAACUUCAAGAGAAAUUAUCCAUAUUGAUCAAACUCCAACCCCAGUAUCAGACCAUCAUGGACCUCUUUUAUGGGAAUAUCUUGCCUCUACAAGACCCCACCUGGACUAUGAUGAUUCAGAUACUCCCUUGGAUGACCCAACUACAUCUACAUCUACAUCCACAUCUGCCUCUACUUCUACUUCUACUUCUACUUCUACUUCUACUUCUACCUCCUUUCCUACCCGUCGUAGAUCAUCAGCAUCAGUUACACAGUCCCUUUCCGUAUCAUCAGACCUCGCCGCCCUAGAAAAAAACAUUUGUCUUGUAGAUACCAUCGGGUACUCCUCACACCCUGCUGUCCCAGCCCGUAUUGGUGCUUAUCUCCACGCCGCCUUUGACAAAACUGCUUCUCUAGUCAACCCAACAACAAAAGAAGCCCUUUCAAUACUUUCCUCUUCUUCAUCACUUAGUGCUAUCCCUAUGGUUGAUGCUUGUAUCUACUCUAUUGCGGCUCCUCUUUCCCCACAAGAUAUCGAUUACAUGGCCCUCUUGGCCCGAUACGCUCCAGUCAUCCCGGUCAUUGCAGCCUCUUGUGUUCCGCUAGCAGAUAUCCCACGUUUAAAACUUGCCAUUUUACGUGAAAUGAAACAUGCUGAUGUUCCGCCAUUUCUUUUUGACGUGUCUCUAGAUGAGGCUAUUGAGCAUGCAAAGCAAGCUGUUCUAGACCAGAGUAUAGUCGACCUAGGUAAUAUAGCAACUAUUGCCACCACCACUACUGCCGCACUAGCACCAUCACUACUAGCAGCAGCACCAACAGCAACAGCAACAACUACAGCCUUCCCAUUAUUCCCCUGCGCCGUCUCAACUGACCUCCCAGACCUCUGCGCUCAUAUCUUUUCCUACCACGGGUCCACAUGGCUCCGCCACGCAGCUGCUAAAAAGUUUGCAGCUUGGUGUGCAGAACAACCUGUCCGUAGAGUCUCUGAAAAUCAAUCACCAACUUGCUUGAUCAAUAGAGACAAGCGUGUCCAAGUCGCUCGUAUUCCUAAAACUCCUGCAGACCCCCAGCAAGACCUUUUAAUCUCUGCAGAUUUUUUUGUGGCUUUGGAACCCCGCAGACGAGCUCAAUCAGGAACAGCUAAAUGGGUUGCUGCUCUUGCUCGUGAUGCUGAUAAACUUGUUCCAGUCUCAGUCUCGGUUCCGGUUUCGGUUCCGGUUUCUGUUUCUGUUCGGGCCCAUUCCUCUCACCUUUCUACUUCUUCUCCACCACGACUACCAAAAAAUGCAGCAUGUACGGCCAUCACUAACCUUGAUCCAUUAGGACUUGAACAGUUUUUGGCUACAGAUAUUUGGCGGUUAGCCCUUAAGACUCUUUCGUUAGCUGUUGGAAUUAAAUUUGCCACUGAGUUUUGGAGAGCCCUUGUGGCUACGGCACGUACAAAUUCUUUGGCUACUUCUACCGGUACUUCACUUUCGAUUGCAGAUGUGUUUGCAGCAGCCGCUCAUGCCGUGCGGGCCACGGGGGCUGCUGCCAAAACUGUUUUGUGGAGUCUUAUAAUGGCACCUCUUGAGAAACUAAUUUCACUUCUGGGGUUGGCUGCAACAGACUCUCAACAGCCUGUUAUUGUAUUUGCAGAUGCUCAUACUAAAAAUAAUAUCCGGCCGCAGAGCGUGCUGGCUGCUUUAUUUAGUGGAGAACUCCAAACAAACGUUUUUUCUGUGUUGGUGGGGUCCUUUGGAGGGAUGUAA
This is a messenger RNA of Magnusiomyces paraingens, 2331 nucleotides long. RefSeq lists its product as uncharacterized. NCBI's taxonomy places the organism in Eukaryota, Fungi, Ascomycota, Dipodascomycetes, Dipodascales, Dipodascaceae. Bases 1 to 2331 code for a protein of 776 amino acids. The record is from RefSeq and is a predicted model, not a curated record. The transcript has a single exon.